Molecule: messenger RNA, 399 nt
Organism: Trametes versicolor FP-101664 SS1
Lineage: Eukaryota; Fungi; Basidiomycota; Agaricomycetes; Polyporales; Polyporaceae
Exons: 5
Coding region: 1-399 (132 amino acids)
Source: RefSeq, a predicted model, not a curated record
AUGUCUCAUCGCAGCAAGGGAGGGACGCCGCGACAACGCAGCGUGCUUGCUGGUUUGAAUAGUAGGGAGAUCACCCUUGACUUUUGUAUCGUCAUAUUAAAAGCAUGCAGCAUCCACGCGGCGCGCAACCCCUCCACAUCCGCUCGAGGGGGAACGUCAGACUCUACCCUGGUACCACCACCCCAAAACCAUUAUGGCGUCGGAGUAUUCCUCAGCAUCGUGCACGACCAGACCGCCGAGCACUUCGACAGCCUCACAGAGCGCACCUUCACGUGGAACACCAACCUCCCCGCUAACACGAACCUGUUCUUCUUCGUCACCGACUCGACGUCGAACUCGGCGCAGUCCAACCAGAUCCACGUUCAGCCCAGCUCGGAGAACACCUGCCUGCAGCAGUGA